Messenger RNA from Cuscuta campestris, 932 nucleotides. NCBI's taxonomy places the organism in Eukaryota, Viridiplantae, Streptophyta, Magnoliopsida, Solanales, Convolvulaceae. The record is from the annotation of a GenBank genome assembly.
CUUUGAUGUUGAACAGUCAGUGUUUGGUUUUUCGGGAUAGGUUUAAUGAGUUUAUGGGUUGGUUCCGUUCUCGUUGUAAAUUCAAAGGUUCUCCUAUUGGAGGGAUUGUAGAGACUUGUUUGCUUGAGCGUUGAAGUCCCUUGCUUGUUGUAGAGGUGCGGUACAAAGAAAAAUGUACUCACCUCUUGAUUUCUAGGAAAGAUAUCUAUGUUGUUGGGUACAAGUAUGGUGAACAUUGGUAUGCUUUUGAUGAGUCUGAGAUAAGGGUAGAAGGUGUGGUUCUUCUAAAAAAAAUCCAAAAGCAUGUAUCAACAUGAACUCAUUGAGAAAUUGGGAUGCCAAAAUCUGAAGGAAGCACUUUCUCUUUUGAAUAAUGAACUGGAACCCCAAAGGAAGUAUGGCUGCGAGCAUUUCUUUGUUUAUUUUUGUGAAGAUGCCCGAUUUCGAGCAAUACAGUAUCAGAUAUCCGAAGGUUUAAAGGUUGGACUAGGUAAAGAUUUCGAUGUUCCUUCUACGAGGGAUUUAAAGGUUUUUUCUUGGGUACAUUCUCCUGUUUAUCCAGAUAGGGUGGAUGAUAUUAUGAUAUUGGUGUCUCCCAAACACUCCUCUGAUUUUGAAGGGGAUAAAGACUGUUUUAAAUACCUGUGGGAUUUGAUUCACAAUUGGCGUAAGCUAUCUGAUGCAUGGUGUUGGGAAUUCUUUGUGCUUCAAGGGCUGCAGCUUCAUUUGAAGAAGCUGCUGAAAGCUCUUCUCAAGGAAGGGGAAGUGGUCAACUAUUGAAGUCCAGGAAAAGUCACAAAUGAGACUUGACCCCUUUUAAACAAUGCCUUCUACUCUCUCCUAUCAAACAACCCUAGUAUAACCCAAACUCAAUGAGGUCUUUAUAGCUCAAAGUUAAGUGUGGAAUGCUUGAAUAAAUCAAAUCUAGGGAU